AUUGUGACAAUGCUUUGUUUAUUCAUAUAAUAGACAUCAGUGUGUAAACGGGACUAUUAUUUUGAUCUGAAGGUGUGACGUCAUAAAGUCGCGCCCCUUCAAGCCAUAACGCGCUCCCUGCGUCUGUUGUUAUUCGGCGGAAGAAAGGACAACGCAUCCAAACACAGGGAACCCCUCCCGCUGAAGCAACUGAGAUUCAUGUGACUCACAAUUAUAAAGAUGGCAUUUAUUAAAGAGGAGAUUGAAGACAAGAAGAUUGAAGAAACAUUCAGAGUCAAACAUGAAGAAACUGAGGAACAAACAGAGAUGGCGUUUAUUAAAGAGGAGAGUGAAGACAUAAAGAUUGAAGAAACAUUCAGUCUGAAGUAUGAAGAUAUUGAGGAACAAACAGACCUGAUGGCACUGAAAGAGGGGAGUCAAGAACUGAAUGAAAUGAAAGUGAAAGAUCAGAAUGAAGAACAUCAUGAUUUCAAAACUGAAGAAGAAUCGAUUAGUUGCUCACAGACUGAAAAGACUCUCUCACCAAAAACAGCUGAAAAAACACAAAACAUUGAUUCCCAUAUGAGAACUCAUACUGGAGAGAACUCUUUCACCUGCCAACAGUGUGGAGAAAUUUACAAUCAAAAAGAAAAUCUUGAAGUUCACAUGAAAAUUCACACUGAAAAUAAACAGUUGAUAUGCCCUCGGUGUGGAAAAUGUUUUGCGCGGAAAAAAAACCUUAGGACACACAUGAGAAUUCACACCGAAGUGAGACCUUACACCUGUGAUCAGUGUGGAAAGAGUUUUAUACUGAAAAGUCACCUUAAAGCCCACAUGAGUAUUCACACUGGAGAGAGACCUUAUACCUGCACUCAGUGUGGGAAGAGUUUCUCACGAAAUGGAGGACUUACGAUUCACAUGAGAGUUCACACUGAAAAAAAGCCAUUAAUAUGUUCUCAGUGUGGAAAAUGUUUUGCACAGAAAAGAACCCUUGAUGCCCACAUGAGAGUUCACACUGGAGAGAAACCUUUCACCUGCCCUCAAUGUGAAAAGAGUUUCAGGCUCAAAGAAAGUCUAAAGACUCACAUAAGAAGUCACACUGGAGAGAAGCCUUUCAUAUGUAGUCAGUGUGGAAAGAGUUUCAGAUAUAAAGAAAACCUUAACUAUCACAUCAGUAUUCACUCAAGGGAAAAGAGUUUUAAAUGUCAUCAGUGUGAAAGGAGUUUCACAGACACGAAUCACCUUCAGGAUCAUGUCAAAAUUCACAUAGGAGAAAAACCUUUCAUGUGUCAUCACUGUGGAAGGAAUUUCACAAAAGAAGGAAAACUCAAGACUCACAUAAGAGUUCACACUGGAGAGAAACCUUUCACGUGCGAACAGUGUGGAAAGAGUUUCAAAAUUAAAGAAUACCUUAAGAUACACAAGGUAGUUCACACUGGAGAGAAGCCUUACAAGUGUCCUCAGUGUGAGAAGAGAUUCACAUGUCCAAGCAGCAUGAAACGUCAUUUGAAAACCCACUCUGGGAAGCCAUUUUCCUCAGUGUGAUAAGAUGUUUUAAAAAAGUAGUCAUUUCUACAAUCAUCUGCACAUUCGUUUUGGAAGUCAUUCAAUUUCAUUCUGUGUAAUAACUUUUUUUUUUGUUUAGUAAAGGAGAUAGACAACCGUGUAUAGAUAAAAAUAAAAAUAAAUGUAUGUCAAGUAACUGAGCUGUUUACGUGUGAUGAUGUCUCAUCUUGACUUUAAUGGCUCAUUUCCACUGAGUUGUAUGGUACAGUUCAGUAGAGUAUGAUUCGGUACAGAUAACCCUGAUCGUACUUGCAUUUCCUCUGCCAGUAGUACCAACCCUCUACAUUGUGAGUAAAUCACUUGCAUAUGCGACUAAGUCUUCACUCUGGGCAACUAAAUGAUGUCUAAUAUUAGCCAAUGUCUAAUAAAUGUACACAUUUUACUCGCCAGUGUGUGAAUUGGAGGCUAUGAA
Messenger RNA from Carassius carassius (crucian carp), 1957 nucleotides. RefSeq names its product gastrula zinc finger protein XlCGF57.1-like. The coding region runs from base 220 to 1524 and encodes 434 amino acids. The transcript has 3 exons. NCBI's taxonomy places the organism in Eukaryota, Metazoa, Chordata, Actinopteri, Cypriniformes, Cyprinidae. The record is from RefSeq and is a predicted model, not a curated record.